GGAGGAGAGGCAGCUUCUGGAGACUCUGACCCAUCAACGCUGGGCAAGGAUUCAGCAGCCAAGAUGUGGACUCUCUGGGUCCUGACCAUCAUGUCAAGCAUCCAAGCAGGAACAUUUGACCUGCUGGAAUCAACCCCAGCAUUGGGCAGCCUUCCUGCUGUACCACAACCUCUGCCCAGCCUCAGUACUCUCCCUCUUAACUUGCCAAGCUCCUCAGGACUCAAAACUUCCUCAACCAAGCGAGUCCCACCUCCCCAGAAGCGACCAGUCCCCUCCAAAGGUGGCAAGUGUGCACCUGUGGUCAGAUACUUUGUAUCAAGCAACAAAAUUGAGGAGUAUCUGAUGAACACACUGCCUCCACAGAUCGAGCAGAUGGUGACAUGUGAGGAGAUAGAAUUGGGAGGCGUGCUCGGUACCGUGUUAUCCACAGUGGACAAGGCUGACCUGCUCUCAACCUUAGAUAUCUCUUCACUCCUAAGUGUUGGAGGAGGCCUUGGACUCAAUGGUCUCCUAGGCAACGGAGGUGAUGGUGGGUCUGCAAAGAAACCAUCACUGUCCAAGGCUACUGCUGGUCUUGGUCAGCUGCUCCCAGGGGGCCAGGAGGGCCUGGGCAGAGUGCUAUCCCUCGGUGGAGACAAGGGCACUGGAAAAGGACUCCUGGACGGAGAGGGGCUCUCCAAUCUCCAGAAGCCCCUGGAUGACGUGGUUGGAAAAGUGGGUGACGUAAAAGAAUCUGCCCAGGAUGUGGUCAAGGAUGUCCUCCCGUCAAGUGUCAAAGAUCCAGUCUCAGACCUGCUGAAUAUCAAAACACAAGAACUCCUGCUGAAAUUAACUGUCCAAGGAGCCACUGUGGACAGCACGGAGAUAACCAUCGAGGAUGAUGAGAUCCACGUCCACUCUGAAGCCACGGCCACCAUAGGGGGACAGGGCGCACUGGGACCUGCUAUCAGUCUACUGGGAUUUGGGGCCAAGAUGGGUGUGACUCUGAAAAUUGGAAUCUCCUCCAACAACACCCAAUGUGUCACCCUGGAAGUCCAAGAUAAACAUAUCCAGAUCAACCAAGUGACCAUUCAGUUAGUAGAGACGCUCGAAGGAACUCUGCCUCUCCCUGUGCCUCUGCCCUUGAGUGAUGUCAUCUCAACAGUGAUGACAGUACAAAUCAAUGAGAAUCUAAAGAACUCCAGCUCCUGUGCCAUUGUCCUCAGUGACUUCAAUGACUGCAAGAACACUACCGGCUUAUUCAAGUACAAAGUUCAAAGUGCCAAGAUUUCCCCCAAAGGACUCGCCGUCUUCUAUUGUGCUGAAGUUGUCUUAGGCAAAAAUACAGUCCCUGUUCCUGGAGGUCGCCUUCCUCCAGAUUCUAAACCUGCCAACAUUUCGCUAACUAUGUCCAACAUGAUGUACAAGCAACUGAUCACUUAUGCUGCCAAGCAGAGCUCUGUCAAGAUGAAUGACCUGGAAGCAAAUGUCACCAAAGUGGUCUACGCCUUCCAGAAAAACGGAUCCCUUCGAGCCUUUUAUGGAGUUGACAUAAAAAAGGAUGGCGAGAGCUAUGCCACCGGGAAAACAAAAUUAACCAUUUCCCAUGCAAGCAAGAUUUCAAAAACCAAGAUGGUGCCAGACAUCAAAAUCACAAGAUAUGAGCACAGCGUGGAACACACUGAGGAUAAGGGAGAUGCAGAAGGCAUUCUGCCUGAAUUGUUAAAGAAGUUCUGGUCUAUUAUUAAUGAAUUGCUUAAACAAGUGAAUGUCCCAGAAGGAGUGUCUUCAUACACCUUAAGGGAUGCCAUUGUUAAGUCACUGAAAUCGAAUGAUCUUCAGGCAGCAAACUGAACCCAGCACAACUGAAGUCAGGCAAAGUACCAAUGAAAAUCAAACCCUCUACAAGACUUUCCCAGGAAAUAUUAAACCAACAACAUCCUUAUGAUUAAGGAAAUAAGUAGCAUUAGUCUUCUUAGCAGGCCCAGGACCCUUUAGAAUUUCACCAGCUGUCAAGGAGAACAACUCAGGGAAAUGGGCACUGUUGUAAUCAACU
Molecule: messenger RNA, 2035 nt
Organism: Nannospalax galili (Upper Galilee mountains blind mole rat)
Lineage: Eukaryota; Metazoa; Chordata; Mammalia; Rodentia; Spalacidae
Product: vomeromodulin-like
Exons: 15
Coding region: 64-1833 (589 amino acids)
Biological process (GO): sensory perception of smell
Source: RefSeq, a predicted model, not a curated record